AUGUCUGCGAAAUGGCGAGCUUUACAGCAUCGUCAUCGCUACACUUACAGCGCAAUCGUCUUUCCUCAAUACUACAAGCAAAGUCUCAACGACUUCAUUAACUUGUCUGUAUCUCAAGACCAUGAUGCAUCCACUCGUGUGUUCUACUCACAGCUCAAUGAACUCGUUUCUCUCAACUCAACCUACGCACAACUCAGUCACGCUAAAAAACUCGCCUCUGCUUUCACAGAGCUACUUAAAAUCAGCAAUGAAAUCGUUGUUUCUCAAGCGUCCAGAUUCUACCUCGAGAUCCUGUUCCUCGAAAACUCUGUACCAUUACACAGAACUCUAGUUUCUGUUCUUGCGAAAACUAGAGAUUUCCAGUCUGUAAUCGGUGAUUGCUUUCGAUCUCUAUGCGAAGAGUAUGCAGAUUUGAAUGGGAAUGGAAAUGAAAAAAGGAAGAGAUUUUGUGUUUCACGUGUAGGUCUGUCGAUGAUGAGCUCCCCAAAACUUGGGUAUCUAGUGGAAGUUGUUGAAGAAUGUGCGAUUCUGAUGAGUUUAGAUGUGGUUUCCAGUUUGAAAAGUGUCGUUUUAGAGACUAAUGAUUGGUGUAGGCCAUCACCAAUCGUUAUGGAACAAUGCCAAGAAGCUUUAUCUUGUAUCUAUUACUUGCUUCAGCGAUGUCCUUCAAAAUUCACCAGUUUGAUUGGAUUACAUGAUUCCAAUAUCAUGGAGACGAUCCUCACCACCAUUUUAAGUAUUUUGAAAUCUGAAGCGUUUUCAAGGGAUUGCUUCGUGGCUGCAGGAGUGAGCUUUUGUGCAGCCCUACAAGUGUGUCUCUGUCCUGAAGAACUUGGAUUGGCACUUAUGGAAGGUAUCUUUCAUCAUUCUUUAACUCCCAGUAACUCAUUUCAAACUGUUGUCAUGAAGAUUCCAUACAAAGGGAAUCUGUUUUCAGAAAUUCAGAGUUUCUCUCUUCUCAGUAGGCUCUGUUUGAUUAGAGGAAUCCUAACUUCAAUCCCUAGAACAUUACUCGAUACUCCUUUUGAAUGUGGUUCUAAAGAUUGUGAAACGAUACUUUACAAUGGCAUCUUACCUGAGUUGUGCAAAUAUUGUGAGAAUCCAACCGAUAGCCACUUCAAUUUUCAUGCAUUAACAGUGAUGCAGAUUUGUCUGCAACAGAUAAAAACCCUGAUACAAACCACUUACAUUGAUGAUGCAAAGAAUCAUAAUCCCAUUUCAGAUGACAUAGGUGCCCGUGUAUUAAGAAUUAUAUGGAACAAUCUUGAAGAUCCAUUAAGCCAAACUGUGAAACAAGUUCAUUUGAUUUUUGAUAUCUAUCUAGACAUACAAUCCAGUCUCCCUUCAACAAAUGGAAAAGAUAAAAUCCAAUUGUUCUUAAGAAAAAUUGCUUCCAAUCUUCUUCGAAUGGGUGGACGUUGUAAGGGUAGAUAUGUCCCAUUAGCUUCUCUUACAAAAAGACUUGGAGCAAAAACGAUUUUAGAAAUGAAUCCUGAUAUGAUGUUUGAAACUGCAUGGGCAUAUGUUGAUGAUGAUGUAUGUUGUGCUUCCACCACUUUCUUGAAAUGUUUUCUUGAAUCUUUGCGUGAUGAGUUUUGGAGUAGUGAUGGAGUGGAAAUCGGGUCUAGAAAUUACCGAAACGCCCUUUUGCCUCCGUUUUUACACGGGCUUGCUUCUGGAAACUCAAAGCUAAGGUCAAAUUUAAACACAUACGCGUUUCCAGUGAUUCUUGAAGUGGAUGUUGAUAGUAUAUUUUCAAUGCUUUCUUUUAUAUCUAUUGGAGAAGAAGAGACUUUACUCUCUUUUACAGAUUCAAACAUGAAUCUGAAUCUCACAGUUGAACAAAAGGUAGCUGUUCUUGUUUCACUUCUCAAAGUUUCACGUUCUCUUGCUUUGAUAGAAGGAGAUAUCGAUAGAUUCGAGAGUUCUGAAACAAAUACAGAUUACGAAUACGCCCUUGUCUGUGUAAAGGGUAUAAAGGUCAAAGUCCUUGUGAACUGGCUAACCUUGGCUUUAACUCAUGUUGAUGAGUCUCUUCGAACAGAUGCAGUGGAAUCCCUGUUUUUAAACCCUAAAACAGCAAGUCUUCCAUCUUCUUUAGAGCUAAGCAUGAUGAAAGAAGCAAUGCCAUUAAACAUGAGAUGCUCCUCAACAUCUUUUCAAAUGAAGUUAACAAGUUUGUUUAGAAAAUUCUUUUCACGUGUUAAAACUGCAUUAGAGAGACAAAUCAAACAAGGAACAUGGAAACCUAACAAUGGGAACAUUCUUUAUAAAGAAGAAAAAGAUUCCAAUUUCAAAAAAGCAGAAGAACUUUUCCAUUUCAUGAAGUGGUUGAGCACCUUCUUGUUCUUCUCAUGCUACCCUUCAGCUCCAUACGAGAGGAAAAUAAUGGCAAUGGAACUUAUCCUCAUAAUGAACAACACUUGGCCGAUUUUACAAAAAUACCCUUCUGAAACCAUAACUCCAUAUGAUGCGAAAUUCACAUCACCCGAAUCAACUUUACUGCUAGUGGGAUCAAUUGUUGACAGCUGGGAUCGAUUAAGAGAGAAUUCCUUUCGCAUUCUUCUCAAUUUUCCAACUCCACUUCCUGGAAUUUUGACCACAGAAAAAGUCAAAGAUGUAAUUAUCUGGGCUAAGAAGUUAGUUUAUAGUCCUCGUGUUAGAGAAAGUGAUGCUGGAUCAUUAACAAUGAGACUUAUCUUUAGAAAAUACGUUUUGGACCUCGGAUGGAUUGUGAACACAUCUUCUAAUGUUGUUUUCUCAUCUUCUUCUUCUUCUUCUGAUGAUAAUGAUUCAAAAACUUGUUCCAAUUCUCCUGUUGUGGAAUAUGUGACAUGUCUUAUUGAUUGGUUGCAAUCAGCUGUUGAAAUGGGAGAACAUGAUCUUUCUGAUGCGUGUAAGAACAGUUUUGUUCAUGGGAUUUUGCUAACACUUCGUUAUGGUUUUGAGGAGCUUGAUUGGAGUUGUGAUAAUGUUUCUGGAAUGAAGUGUGCGUUUGAGAAGCUUCUUGAGUUGAUUAUGAGAAUUACUUCAAUGGCUCUUUCUGUGGUUUCGGCUGAUGCGUGGCAUAUACCUGAUGACAUGGAUGAGGAUGACCUUGUGGAUGUUGAUGAUGAUUCUUACAUGUGGGGGGAAGGUAAUGCUGACGUGGAUGCUGAUGUGGAUGCUGAAAAAGAAACGAAUGGGUCAAAAUUGGUGCAGGAUGUUGGACCUUCUGAUCAAGUUGUUAUGGUUGGUUGUUGGCUUGCAAUGAAAGAGGUGAGUCUUCUUUUGGGAACUAUUAUAAGGAAAAUUCCUUUGCCUACAUCAGAUAUAUCAAAGGAUUCGGAUGAUGUUGUGUUGGAUUUCAAUCAGUUAGAGACUAUUGGGAAUCACUUUUUGGAAGUUCUAAUGAAAAUGAAGCAUAAUGGUGCGAUUGAUAAAACAAGGGCAGGUUUUACUGCUUUAUGCAAUCGAUUACUUUGCUCAGAUAAUCCAAGACUUAGCAAAUUACCAGAAUCAUGGAUGGAACAACUAAUGGAAAGAACAAUAGCCAAAGAACAAACAGUAGACGACUUACUAAGAAGAAGUGCGGGAAUUCCCGCUGCAUUCAUCGCCUUUUUCCUCUCAGAACCCGAAGGCACACCAAAACGACUCCUCCCACGCGCUUUACGUUGGCUAAUCGAUCUAUCCAACAAAUCCAUAACCAAUCAAAACGGAUCUGGAUCUGGAUCCGGAUCCAAAUCCGACCCAAAGAUCCGAGACGAAGGCGUGAUUCCAACAGUACAUGCGUUCAAUGUUCUUAAAGCAGCGUUUAAUGAUACGAAUCUUGCGACUGAUACUUCUGGGUUUUCCGCUGAGGCUAUGAUUAUUUGUAUACGUUCGUUUUCUUCGAAUUAUUGGGAAGUUAGAAACAGCGCGUGUCUUGCGUAUACAGCUUUAGUUCGUCGAAUGAUUGGAUUCCUUAAUGUGCAAAAACGUGAAUCUGCUAGACGCGCGUUGACUGGCCUUGAAUUUUUCCACAGGUACCCGUCAUUGCAUCCAUUCUUAUACAGCGAACUAAAAAUCGCCACUGAGCUGCUAACCACCGGCUCACGUGACCUGGCUCAAGCCGUGCACCCAAGCCUAUGUCCCAUGCUAAUUCUCUUAUCCCGGCUCAAGCCUUCAACAAUUGCAAGUGAAUCAGGAGACGAAUUGGACCCCUUUUUAUUCACCCCCUUCAUCAGAAAAUGCUCCACUCAAAGCAACCUUCGAGUCCGUGUCCUUGCUUCACGCGCUUUAACCGGUUUAAUCUCAAACGAAAAACUCCCCCUCAUUUUGGUCAACACAGUCAACGACCUACCACCUUCCACAACAAAAACAAAUCCCAUUUCUUCGAACACAACUCACGGCUUACUCCUACAACUAAUCUCUCUUCUCGAUAUCAAUUGCAGAAACUUAAUAGAUUCCGAGAGAAAAGAUCAGAUUUUAGAUGAGUUAGUUGAAACCCUCGUCACACGUUCUUCCAUCGCCUGCCCGGAAACCCACCCGACCUGCCCGACGAUUGUUACGAGUUUCUUACGGGUUCUUGAUGUCAUGCUAAGUAUUGCGAAAACGUGCGAUGGAAGCAAAAGCUUUGGCAAAAUUCGCGAUCUUCUUUCGGAUUUAUCUUCUAGAAGCUUGGAUAUGGAAGCUUCUUUUGGAUUACCUUAUUUCGAUCCAACAAUAUCCGAAUGCCGAAAACAAGCUGCCACUUCGUAUUUUAAUUCGAUCCGACAAGAAUCACAGAUUCAAGAUCGAUUAAUCCGGUGUUUUUCCGAUCCAUCUUAUGAAGUUCGAAUCGCAACGUUCAAAUGGCUUCUUCUAUUUCUUAAAACCUCGGAAUCCAAUUCCGGAUCCGGAGUCUUGAUUGAGUGGAUGAAUCUCCAUCUCCAUACGGAAAUGGUGAAUCUUUUGUCUUUAGAAAGGAAUCACAAAUGCGUUUACUACAUUUUAAAAAUACUCUUCGCUUUCCACAAAUCAUCUCCGGAAUCAAGAUUCUCGGGAAUCACCGAUUCCGAUUCCGUACUCCGCUUCUGGGAGAUACUAGUUUCAUUAUACAAACUCACCCGACACAUGAAGACUCGCGAAACGAUUCUAUGUUGUAUGGCAGUUUGUGUAAAGCAGUUUGCUAACAUGUUCAUGAAGAAUAACCAUGAAGUGUAUGAUAGCAUCAGCUACUAUGUUGACCUGGUCAAACUACAUUCAAACGCGUCAGAGCCUGUUAACAUCCGGAAAGCGGUUUCCGAAUCGAUAAUCGCAUCUGGGUUACUUCAAACGGUUGACUUCAUUGGUCAACAUGUUGACUUUGAUCGGGAUCUAAACACUUCCAUUAUUAACAUGUAUGCUUCUAGAACACUUGAUUUGUGGUCUGUGUCUAUAAAGCUUCUAGAAGACGAGGAUGUUUCUCUUAGAAGCAAACUGGCAACCGAUGUUCAAAAGUGUUUCACAAAGGAAACAUACGGAAUCCCGAGCCAAGUUGAUAAAGUGAUAAUCUCAAGUUUUGAGUAUUUGACUUCGGUUUUUGGUCAAUGGGUUGACUACUUUGACUACCUUUGUGAUUGGGUGUUAAGUGGUUCAGACAAUGUUGUGUCACGUGGGGAUCUUGUGAGACGUGUUUUUGAUAAGGAGAUUGAUAAUCAUCAUGAAGAGAAGUUGCUUAUUUGUCAGAUUUGUUGUUUGCAUUUGGAGAAGCUUCCGGUGUCUGGAGGUUUGGAUUUGUUGUACGGGUGGCGGAGGAGAUUCUUGCAGCGGUUUAUGGUGGUUUCCGGCGACCUUGGCGGGAAGCAGGCGGUGAAGUGGAUUGGCGGUUUGGGUAACCAUAAAGAUGCGUUUUUGCCGGUUUAUUCAAAUCUUCUUGGUGUUUACGCUUUGUCACGGUGUAUUUUCAAGUCAAAGUCAAACAGCAUUGGUUCCGAUUCCGAUUCCAAUUCCAAUUCCGAUUCCGGUUCCGGUUUCAGUUUGUCAGAAAUGGUUGAUCUUGGAGAUGCAGUUAAACCGUUCCUUGGUAACCCUCUCAUUCAUAACUUGUUUUUAUCGGUUGUUAGAUUAUAUGAGGAAUCAUCGGGUGAAUCUGCUGGUUGUUUGACCGGUGAGUUGACCGGGGAUGAAGCUGGGUGGGAUCGUUUCGAUCCUUAUUUUCUUCUUAGGUAAGAAAAUUUAUAUAAUUUAUGUGAUUUGUUUCUAUGCAUUGCAUAAUUUGAUCCGGUUUUGCAAUUAUAAAGUAACGAGAGAAAAAUGGUUGUAAAAGUGGAACGUUUUAAGAAAGAAAAAUAUCGGACAAAGAUUUUAUUCUCA
Lactuca sativa (garden lettuce) is the source of this 6294-nucleotide messenger RNA. RefSeq names its product thyroid adenoma-associated-like protein. Lineage: Eukaryota; Viridiplantae; Streptophyta; Magnoliopsida; Asterales; Asteraceae. Gene Ontology annotation, biological process: tRNA methylation. The record is from RefSeq and is a predicted model, not a curated record. Gene Ontology annotation, cellular component: cytosol.